GGAGACUAUUCUGCCUAUAUAUCAUGCGCCGCUGUGCGGCUGCUGGUUGGGCUCGAGAGAGAGUCCAUAAGGCACAACGGAACGAGUGAGUUCCGUAUGAACGAUCGGUGAGCGCCCCCUACAUUAUAUAUAUAUAUAUAUAUAUAUAUAUAUAUAUGGAUAUAGACGGGACACAUGUAAUUAUUCGUGCCGUUUCGCAGCUAGUCACGCGUGCUGUUGUCAGCCUUCACUGGGGGGGGAUAGAAGGCUAUGGGGAGAGCAAGUGCUUCGCAUCAACUCUUGGAGAAAAUUUUGAAAAACUGCGUUUGAGUGAGGAGACUGUCCGAAUGAAAUUCAGAGCUUCCGAUAUAAUUUAGAUAACAAAGAAAAAAGUAGGAGCAGGCUCUUUCCUUCAGAAAUGUCCUUGUUCCCCCAGUCCCUACGAGUUCCGUAAAUGCGCAGGAUCGAUACUAACAGAAGGGCUAGUAGUAUUAACUACUAUCAGUCUUGCCUGAUACCAUCUGAUAAUGCGAAGACAAGGUCCUUGGUAGGGCAGUCAGUGAUUACACACUGUUCAAUGUGAAAGUGACCCCACCCUUAGUAGGUGUUCUUUUGAUGCCUUUUAGCGUGGUGUCUCAAAUCGCCGCAUGUCAGUUGUGUCCUGCUCGGAGCCGCUACCGAAGAUCAGCUGCAAGAGGAUAUUGAAGCAGUUCUGGUGAGUCCCCUGACGAUUGAGACAUUUCUUAAAAAAUGAGACUGUAACAGGAGCAAAGCAAGCAGCAAUAUUAAGCAGCCCAAGCAGGUCGGCUUUCUUCAAUUAAUUCUGACUUCAAGUCAAUUCAUGUGAUGUGGCCUGGACACACAGUAGCUCGGGAUCUAAGUAUCGCAUUUAACGACCAAUUGGAUGAGGCUUACUUGGCAAUUCAGGAAUGCAACCAAAUAAUGGGCGGCGAAACCGUAAAACAACUGACCCCUAGUUGGCCUCGUGGUCCCACUUCUGUUGUCGGCAUACACUGCACGCCACAGUGGUUGAAAUGGCUUACUGUGAAGGGAGGCCUUGCACAAGUGUUUUCAGCAAAAGGCGGGAGUCCGCCUAAAUUUAGAACUGAUUAUAUCGAACUCACACCGCAACCCGUGUAAACACCUAGUGCACGAUAACACUGUGACGCUUCUCAUUGGCUAGUAUGCCCAAUUUAGUCACAUCGACCUGCCACGCCCAUUGGCAAUUUUGUGGUCUAUUUUGGCUGUCAGCUUGGAAUCCCCCAUGCCUGUUGGUUGCUUUGUAUUACCCUGUUGUAACAUGGGCUGUUCAACAUGAUGCUCAAAAUCCCAAUCCCAUCUUAUAAGCGACGAUCACCUCUGUUAAUCUUUAAGCGUGUACUGUGGAUAAAGGUGAGGUUAGUGAUAAGAGGACUCCAAUAACCGCUGUCGUAUAUGCCUAUCGUGGUGAAUUCUGAUACCUGGAAGCAUAAUAGCCUCAGAAUCUCACGCAACACAGAUCUAGAUUACUACGUUCACGGGUAGACACCUAGCCGAUCAACCCCCACAAAGUAUCAACCACCCUCAACCGAGACGAUAACUCAUUGCGCGGGCAGUUGUCAAGUCGGCCAAUCAUCAGCCAGAAGGCCGAGGCAACGAAAGAAAAACACGACCAGCUCAAGGCCAUCUAGCGUGACACGUUUUUGGCACUUUCGUUCGAUUUUAUGUAUUUGAUGCUUUAACGCUGGUGAGACGAGCGACUUCUCUGGAACGUCAACAGUUCAAUAAAACCGGUUCAACUAUCCCUCCACCCCCCCCCCCUUCAAUGAAUAUAUCAUAAUUAUUGUUGCAGUACUGCUUAACUUGAAAAAGUAUGCCAGCUGAAUUUCCCCGAAGCGGUAUACUGGCAUUCAGCAGGAGGGGUUUCCAGCAGACCACUUCUUGAACUCUUUUCGCAGAGAUUUGUUACAAUUUAAGAAGAUGCCGCGAGGACUUUGAUUUGUCAGUUUAGGAAAUGAUUCCUGAAAACGAACCUACAAUCCACUAAAGGAUAUGUGCAUUCAGCUGCCAACUCCGCUUCAUUUUAAUAGUAAAGUCAAAUUACAGUCGCAGACAAAGAUGCUCUUGGUUGGCUGUAUGCAUCCACAGCAGAAAUUACUAAUUCUUAAUUCGGUCGUGAUUGAAUAAGAAGUACCAAUGGGUGAAUAGAACACAUGUACUACUUGAAGAAGGAGACACGAUCGCUGGCACAAGAACUUUAUUAGUCUGAUGUUUCGGAUUCCCGCUUGCGGCUCAUUCGACGAGAUCCGGCCACACAUUCAAAUUUGGCGACGCCGAAAUUCUCGCGAGAGGUGACAACCGCGUGAGCCGGGAGCUACUUGAAUCAUGGUUUACUGGCCCCCAGUCCACUAACAAGUGCAAUAAACUUCCCCUUCCAUACUCGGUGCUGAGACUUCGCCUAGGCGGAAUAAUUAGCCACGAGGGGAGCGCACAAGUGAACACUUCUACCAACUCCAGGGUCGGUGGAUCAGAUGGUCGAGCAAUCAUCCCACCAACAGCCAAAGCACGUGAUGAAAUUGCAGCAAUUAACGACGCGAAUGUCGGCCAUCAAACAAUUGGCACACCAAGUGCGACGAUCCCUGAUGAAGGGGGGAGCCGUGAACAUUCAUAGGUAUGCGGUAGUAUGGCGAAUACAUCCCAUGAAUACUGCAGCCCCUUGUGCAUGAAACAUCCGUGUCUGCUUUUGUCUCUGAUGAUGGGUUCGAACGGUAAUCCGAAACGUCUUGUCCCAGCGAUCGUGUUUUCUUCUUCAAGAUUGCUUCCUGGGACUCGUCUCUUCGCUUCUAUUGACAUGUACUACUGCAAUAGGCGAGGACGCUAAAGGGGGUUUUAUGAGUGCGGCAGGUAAGGCGGUAAUUAAGGGAAUCUAGAGGAAGGCACUGAGAAAGCCUAGAUUUCUGCAGUAGGUCUGUUUUACUACUCCAACAAGGUACCAAAGCAAGCCUCGCAAUAUAAGAAAUGCGAAGGGCGCGUAAACGGGCGGAACCGUGGUACCCCAUGUUCACUGGUUGGGUUGGUCGAAACGGUUUGAAGCAGGCAAAAUUAAGCCUAGUCUUGAACCCAAUCCUGAUCUUUAACAGUAGCACAACCGUCGCCGUGAGCCCAAUAUGACACGCCUACGUGACUGAAAUAAGUAGGCAUGUCACCUUAAUGAAGACGGGGGGCCAUAUGUUCACUCCUUGCUUUCUAAUUCCAACAUCUAAGGCGUGUUAUGAGUGGCUUCUCGUCAGAACCAGCUAAACUGGCUAUUUGGUGGUCAGACACUCCUUUGGUGAGGUAAACGCACAUGACGAACUGCGUAUCCAUUUCUGAAUGCAUAUCAGACGAAUUAUGAAUCGUGAAUACCGUCGCGCCAGCCAAAGCCAUAGGAAGACCCCAGCUGCCGUGAACUUCAGGCCAGGUCCCGGGUAGCAAGAGUAGUUAGACGCCAGUAAAGAAAGGGUAGUAUUCAGUACGAAGUGAAUUAAAAAUAAUUUGAAACACGUUGGGAGCCGGACAAGAGGCGGGACGUCCGGUACCGCAGAUGUUGAUGUCCGAGACUCCUGAGUGAGUGCAUGUCUGUUUCAACCUUGAACUUGAUUGGCAGGUUUAUUUGGCCCUGAUUGGCCGAGCCAGACACAGUCUCUCGGUUUUAGAUAUUGGUCAAACGCGGCGUGAGCAUUGAACAGAGCCUCAGGAUAUCCGCGUAAUGGCUAACGCUGCUGUGCGCACGUUCAAGCAUGCGCGGAGGACCAGCGCUGCAGCAGACGCCCGGGGUAGGGACACUACAGGCCGGAGAAACCGGAAAACAGCUCCGAACGCGAACGGCCGAACACGCUGCAACAGUGCGAAGAAAUGACGCCAGCUCUCAAGUUGCGGCUCAUUCAACGAGAUAUGGCCACACAUUCAAAUUUGGCGACGCCGAAAUUCUCGCGAGAGGUGACAACCGCGUGAGCCGGGAGCUACUUGAAUCAUGGUUUACUGGCCCCCAGUCCAUUAACAAGUGCAAUAAACUUCCCCUUCCAUACUCGGUGUUGAGACUUCGCCUAGGUGGAGUAAUUAGCCACGAGGGGAGCGCACAAGUGAACACUUCUACCAACUCCAGGGUCGGUGGAUCAGAUGGUCGAGCAAUCAUCACACCAACAGCCAACGCACGUGAUGAAAUUGCAGCAAUUAACGACGCGAAUUUCGGCUAUCAAACAAUUGGCACACCAAGUGCGACGAUCCCUGAUGAAGGGGGGAGCCGUGAAUUGAUUCCUAUAAAUACUGCAGCCCCUUGUGCGUGAACCAUCCGUGUCUGUUUUUGUCUCUGAUGAUGGGUCCGAGCAGAAAUACGAAACAUCAGACUAACAAAAGCUCUUGUCCCAGCGAUCGUUUCUCCUUCUCCAAUACUGCUUCCUGGGAUUUAUCUCUUCGCUUCUAUUGGCACACCCAACCUUCUCUGCAUUGUGUUAGGUCAAUAAUACCUCAACUACGGCUUUUGGGAAAGGCCGUGAAGCAGUUUGUUUAAACGCGUUUUCUCAGAGCACCUAGAACGGUGAGUUUCACUGAUCCUUCGGUAAUAUUUUCUACUGAUGAAUCGGUCAGGACACCCGUUCUCUCAAAGCAAGUCCUGAUUCAGCCCCCAACGGCUUCUAAUUAAUCCCUUUAGCGCAUACAUGUACUGGACAAAUGAGAACUUAUUGAAAUCAAACGUCAGCUUGUCAAACAUUCAUCAAGGAUAGGAGAAUUUGAAUGUCUUAUACCUACGUAUUCUUCAAUUGUGGUCUACAUCUUUCUGGCGCAUUACACGCUGUGACCUGCGAAAAAUUAGGACGUCGGCAGAUCGACCCCGCCAAGAGACACAUCUUACAGCCUGGCGAAUUUUCCUACACAUAUCCAGCCAGUAGAGCCGCCAUAAUUACUAAAAUCACAGAUUGCCUACGUUUUUUUACUGGAAUAACAACGCCCCCCCCCCCUGAUUCAGUCAACAUUUCAUGUGAAUUUAGGCAAUGAAGUCGGUCUCCAACGCGGUCCUCGGGGAGAUUGAAAACAUCCUCAUGAGCGAUCGAGAGUCUGAAGGAUUUCUUUGA
Messenger RNA from Spirometra erinaceieuropaei, 5069 nucleotides. The record is from the annotation of a GenBank genome assembly. NCBI's taxonomy places the organism in Eukaryota, Metazoa, Platyhelminthes, Cestoda, Diphyllobothriidea, Diphyllobothriidae.